Molecule: messenger RNA, 934 nt
Organism: Alnus glutinosa
Lineage: Eukaryota; Viridiplantae; Streptophyta; Magnoliopsida; Fagales; Betulaceae
Product: protein cornichon homolog 4
Exons: 4
Coding region: 173-583 (136 amino acids)
Biological process (GO): vesicle-mediated transport
Source: RefSeq, a predicted model, not a curated record
CCCUCGCUGCUCCGCGUUCCCUCACCGUUCCCACUCUAAAAGACCUUGACCAUCCCUUCCGUGUAUUGGCAGCAAAGCACUGACACAGCAAGCCGUGAGCAUUCAGCACCUGGCGCAUCUAUAGAAGUACUAGCUGUGCGUUGCUAACGAGAGCACGGCCUUCUCGGAUGUUAUGGGUGAUCUCUAUGCGUGGCUCGUCUCCUUCUUCUUCCUCAUAGCCCUACUUGUGGUCGUCGUUUACCAGCUUAUGUGCUUGGCGGAUCUAGAGUUUGAUUACAUCAACCCUUAUGACUCCUCAUCUCGGAUAAACAGAGUGAUUUUGCCAGAGUUCAUUGCACAAGGAGUCUUAUGCAUAUUCUAUCUUGUAACAGGGCAUUGGGUUAUGUCACUGUUGUCUAUUCCAUACCUUUACUACAAUGUGAGACUGUACUUGCGAAAUCAGCACCUGGUAGAUGUCACUGAGAUAUUCAACUUGCUCAAUUGGGAAAAGAAGCAACGGCUUUUCAAACUCUUCUAUCUCGUUUGUCUCCUCUUUCUCUCCAUAUUUUGGAUGAUUCUAACUGCAUUGGAUGACCAUGAGUAGUUGGGGGCUCACUCUGUGGAGCUUGUACUGGAGGUAUUCAAUGCCGCAAACUAUUGCCUUGCGUUGCGUUGGAGAUAAAUUCCUCCCUCCGAACAACACAUUGUUGUAACUGAAUUAAAUUCAGGCUUUGUAUUUGUUGGAUGCUAAGUUAAUCUCUUCAAGUUCAGUUUUCAGGCAUUUUAAACUCUCUCUCUUUCUCUCUCUCUCUCUGGCUUGUACGUUUGCCAAUUAGCUAAAGGUAGAGUUAUCUGGUCUGUUAGCAAUUCUGGCAUUUCCUUUUCUGCAUUAUUUGUGCAGGAUUGUGGUAAUCAACUCAAAUCAUUAAAUAUGAGCAAUUCCUGCUUGCAUGCA